GGGGUAUUUUUAAAACUUCCCGCAGAGAAGCUUCAUCGGGCGGAUGAACUCGCGUAAGAGGUUUUUUAGUAGGAAUAAAAAUGCUACUCAACGUAGUAAAUAGCUUCAAAUACUUCACGCUUAAAUCAUUCUCUUGUGAUAAUUUUAUUUAUCGCCUUCAUUACCGGUGGACGGUUCUCUUGCUGCUUGUGUUUUGCUUCAUCAUAACUUGUAAAACUCUUUCUGGAAAUUCUAUCUCAUGUGCUGAAGUAGAUGCAUUACCUCAGAGUUAUGUGGAAAUGAAAUGUAAUGCAGAUAUUUUCAGCUUACCAAACAAACUAAAAUCCGCCGAUCGCAGUGCGUGGCUGAAGGCCAGUCGAAGAUACCAUUCUUACUAUAUGUGGGUAAGCUUAUUUUUUAUCGUUCAAGGUUUCAUAUUUUAUUUGCCACAUUUGUUAUGGAUAUCAUAUGAUAUGGGAUACACUGGAAAAUUGACAUCACGUGCACGGAAGUAUUCCUCGUGUGAAGAGAAACAUAUACACCAACUUGAACUUCGAGAUAUUGCCGAGUACUUGCUUGCGACCAAAGGAAAACAUACGCUGUACACGUCGAUGUAUAUCAUCUUCGAGGCUUGCAACUUCGCUGUGGCUUCGCUACAAACCCUGUGGUUAGUAAACUUCUUUGGCGUCGCUGGUCUUGCCGAAGAUCUACCAGUAGAGAUCGAUACUUGGUCUGAAUUUUGGGAUUUCUACUUUCCAGAUUUUGGAUUUUGCGAACUGCGAAAACGGUGGCCUGCAGUGGAUGUGAAUCUUUAUACUAACUGCCUGUUGCCACUUAAUACUUUGUAUGUGAAGAUGUUUUUGAUUUUACUUGUGUGGUAUGUGCUUCUAACAUUUCUCUCCGGAAUGGUCUUAAUCUACAGAAUAGCACUUCUAAUGCCUUCGUUUCGAAAGACUUCAAUUACGUUCUGGGCUCCAUUGGUGGACCCAUCGACAAUGAAAGAUCUUCUUCGAGAGUCGUACAGUGAUUGGUUCUUUUUAUCAAGACUUCAAAAAACUGUAACGGACACUGAUUUUGCUCAGCUGGUGCGUGAGGUAUCAUUUAUGUCGUCUUACAAUGUUCUAGAUAAGAAAGAGGCGGAUGAUAACCGAUCAUCUCUGAGUAAUAAAAAUAAAUCUUUAAAUGAUUCGACUAGUAACGUCCAUUACAGAGUAGCAAGUCCUCAUGGAAUAUCUGCUCUUUAAUUUAUAUUGCGCAAAGCAAAGGUUUCUAAUUACCGUUUAUCAUUAAUGUUUUUCUUAAGCAAUGGAUUGUAAUUAUUGCAUCUUAUUUUUUUCCCUUGGAACUGAGUAAGCCAUAAUAGCAAUAAAUCAGAUAACAAAGGAUACACAAUUUUUUCUAGUUUUCUAAACAGAGAAAUGGGAAAAUGAUCUCCCAAUGUUGCUGCUAGUUGCUUGUUAAUAAAAUAUUUAGUAUUUUCUUUACAAUUACUUCUCCAAAACUACAACCUCCAGAAACGACCAGAGCUCCCCAAAACUUAAAUGAAAAUCGGUAAUAAAUGUCAACGCUUCAAGAGUACUACCUCUGUCGAAGACCAAAAUCGUCUGGAACGAUGGGUAGUCAUAUCAGAAAGUUUUGUGUAUUUUCAUUGCAGAUGAAAGAAUAAGGAGACAUUUUGAUCACUUCUUUGGUGACGUCGAAAAAUGAAAUUUUUCUCCAUUAUUUUAUAAGCAUUUAUAUAUUCAUACAAUACUGAAAUCCGUAUAGGAAAUGACUCCCGAUAGAGCUAUCUCAGAACUAGUGACAUCCAGUGCAUUAUUCAGAAUUAUCUAAGAAUAUUUUUAUAAUACAUUUGUGCAUGCAUAAGAAAAUGAGCAGGUAGAGUUGAAGUAAUAUUUUUUUGUGUGAGAGCAUCAAAAAUAAGUUUCAAUUGACUAUUAUUUUGCCACUUUUUUUUGUUUCUAAGUAUCAAAAAGGAUUCUUUAAAUUCGAAGGUAAAAAUUCCGUACAUAAUUUGACUUGAUAAAGAGUAUUUAUUAUAUCUUCAUCUUAUUUUACAAAACCUGCUACUUAAUUUAUAUUUUUAUCAUCAUUACACUUAAUAUGACCAAUAUCAUUUUAGACAUCACAUUGUAAACUAUCAGAAAAUCAGUAAUUCUCAAGAUAGGACUUCAUAUGCUCGAAGAGACAUAUGAAAAUAGUGAAUAUAAAUCAAAUAAGAAGUGGAGUAUUAAAUAUGUUUCGCGCAAAAUAUACAGUAUGAACUAACUGGCCUAAUUAUUUAUAAAUUUAAAGCCAAUGGCCUGUUCUUAAAAGCUAGAUAUUAUUAUUGAAGGAUGUUUUUCAAAGUUAAAAUAUAAGUAAUGUAAACAAAUAAUUGACAUAAUGUAUAAAAGAUUGCAUGAAACAGUUCUAUUUCUAAUUUAACAAUGAUGUGUGUUAUGUUUAAAAAUAAUAGAGAAUUUAGUUUUUUUUUUUUUUUUUUUUUCCUAAUGAAAGUGUCAAAAGUCUUUGAGGUGCAAAUUUUUUUUUAUAUAUAUGCCCAGAGUAGAAACAUUUAAUAAAACCAAGAUAUCUAAACAUUAAGAUUUGUUUUGUUAUCAACAAUAUAUACGAGAGCUACAAUUUAAUUAAGAAAGAACGCUUGUAAUAUUGUAAUCUAAUUUAAACUUCAUAUUUAUUACCCUUUUCACGGUUUAAAGUUUCAAACGUUACAAAUAAAAACUACUUCUUAUGCCUUUUUUUAUAAUAUGCAUUCUUUGUUAAACACCAAUCGUAAGAUACGGAACAUAUAAAAGUUAUUUAAUUAAAUAGCUUAUACCUGAAAACAUUAAUUUCUUUUCAUCGGUAUCAUGAAAAUCUAAAUUCAUUUCCUGGAAAAUAUAGCAAGUACUGCUAUUCUUCCUAACUGAUUAGAAUGUAACAAUCAGUUGUAUGUCAAAUUUAUUUUAGAUUAAUGCAUGAACGCUGAAAGUUUGAAAAAUGUUUAAUACAAUUAUAAAGAGAGCAUAGAUUUUCUUUUAUGAGAAUAUUAUGAUAUACUUUGUUUUUAAUUAUAUAGAAACAUUUUAUAUAAAUAAAUGCAUUUAUCAUCAUG
Messenger RNA from Stegodyphus dumicola, 3076 nucleotides. Its product is annotated as innexin inx4-like. NCBI's taxonomy places the organism in Eukaryota, Metazoa, Arthropoda, Arachnida, Araneae, Eresidae. Gene Ontology annotation, molecular function: gap junction channel activity. The record is from RefSeq and is a predicted model, not a curated record. Gene Ontology annotation, cellular component: gap junction; plasma membrane.